Diorhabda sublineata is the source of this 1917-nucleotide messenger RNA. RefSeq lists its product as uncharacterized. The coding region runs from base 61 to 501 and encodes 146 amino acids. The record is from RefSeq and is a predicted model, not a curated record. The transcript is spliced from 3 exons. NCBI's taxonomy places the organism in Eukaryota, Metazoa, Arthropoda, Insecta, Coleoptera, Chrysomelidae.
UUGAAAACUAUGACACAUAUUUUGCAAAAUUUAAGUCGAAACUAAUUUGAAAAAAAACUAAUGGCUAGAGAAAGUGAAGAGUAUAAAAACGCAAUAAAAGAUAUAGCAUCGCAUUCACACCAACUUGAGAGUCCUUUCGAUAGAGUACGAUGCGUCGAAUGGUGUAGAAAAUUAGCAGGACUGUCUGAUGAAGACUUAGAAUCAUGUAAAUUAAAAAACGAAUAUGCUCAAUUUUUAAGAAUUCAAGCUCGACAUAAAUUUUUACAUGGUCCAUUUACAUCGCCUCCACCUGACGGUCAGCUCAGUACUCUAUCUGAGUGCCUUGGAAAUCUAAUGGCCCAACAGAUUCCAUAUUUACCCCGCGUAGGACCCUUAUGUCCUGUUAUUCAUCACAAGUCACCAGAUGGUAGGGCGUAUGUAUCAACUAAACAAAUACCAGGAGGUGGUGUUUUCUGUUACAUGGCCGUUAGCCCAGACGGUUUAAAAUGUACAAUUAAAUAAUGAUUAAUUACUCUCUUCAUACUAGUCACUUUCUGAUAUACAUUGUAUAUAUUAUUUCGAAUAAAAAGCAAAAAAAUAAAUAAAUUCGGAUUUGUAGAACUGUGGGUUAAUGAAAUGGUUCUGACUCGAAUCAUGUUUACAGAUCCACCGAAACCAAUAUGUUGAAAAUAGUUUACGAUGGAAAAUAUUUAGAAACUUUUGUAUUACAUCAAAACUCACAAUUACUUUAUCUGGUUCUUCAAGCCUUUCAUAGAUCGCUGGUUAAUAUCCGGCUCGAAGGACCAUUAUUUCCUAGUGAUGUAUCGAAAAAAGGUUCUAAAAGAGGGAAUUUUCUCAAUAUUGAGGAUUAAGCGUUAAAUAAAAGAAAAACAGUGAAAUUUGAUAGAAUUUUAGUGAUCUCUAAUAACAAAUACCAUCGUUGACCUUUCGUUUUGUAUAAAUGUUGUACUUUAUCGAUUUGAAAUAUAUUUUUUUUCAUUUCUAUAGGACUUAAGAAUGAUUUAGUGAUCAAUAUCGAUUGCUGUGUGAGUUUUUUGAUCAACUACAUCACCAUCAGGAGAUAUCUGGUCCUGUGAUCUAUUUUGAAUGACCAUCUUGGAUUUGUCAUUAAAUUAUUAUAUAAUUAAAAAAUAAAAUAAAUGUUGUAUUAUACUUAUAUAUUUGACAUAAAUCAUAAAAUAUUUUUAAUAGAAUUCAUUCUGUUUGGCUAAUAUAACGAUAUUAUAUAAUAUAGGGAAAAAGGAAUACAUUAAAUUUAUUAUCACAAAACCGAUUUAAAUGAUUAAUCGAAGCUUAUCAGCUCGGCUGUUUGUGCUUCUCCAUUUGAUUGCACUUGAGGGCUAGCAGGCGGAGCUCCCGGCUGUUGAAACUGCGGUGCUACCUAGAAUUUAUACACAUAUUCAUUUCAUAAAAAUAUCUACACCCUAUACAUUUUAAAAACGCCAAUAGACGUGUAAUUUAUGAUAGAAUAAAACUAUUAUUUCAUAUACAAUCAAAAAUGUUGUUGUAUGUAGAUAAAAUACUUUAUCACUGAUAAGGCGAGGGCUGGAAGACUAAAAAACAUUCUUAUCGGUUAGUUUUGAAAGGGGAUGUUUGUGUUACAAAGAAAUUCUAGUUAAACCUGAAUUAAUAUGAUUAUUCAUAAUAAAAACUACAUUCUUAUAAACAAGAUCGAUUUCUAUAUUAGUAAUAAAAGUGGUGAUGUUAGAAUCACAUUUUGUGUACGUUUAAAUUUGUGAUUGUUGCUAUUAACUUCAUUCUUUUUAAUUGGAUUAUUUAGUUCAUUCGAAUUAUUAUGAAUUCGUCCGCGACAUGAACUGUGAAGCCGAUCCUGUUUAGUAAUGUUUAGUAAUAAGUCUUAUUGUAUAGUUUAGAAAAACAUCACAUUAUUAAAAUUAAGAAUUUGUUUCUUACAAG